GUUUUGGGCCCGCUCAACUAUCGCAGAGCUCAGUUUUCGAGCUGGUUGGCGGCUGUCCCGCUUGGAUUUGUAGGGCUUGCUGUCAUCUGCCUCGGCGCUAAGUGCCCAAGAUAUUCAGAGUGUGGGAAUAUUUCGGUGGAUCGGUUUCUGGUUUCGAUUCGAUGAGCAUUGCGGAACUUUCAACUGAAACCUUGACUCAUGUGCUCAGCGAGCUCGAAUACUUCGAAAUAUUGAAGGCCCGAAGGGUGUGCAAUCAGUGGAAGCAAAUUAUUGACAGUUCAUUGCUGUUGCAAUAUUUGACGGAGUUGGGAUGCCAUGGCAAAGUGGAGGGCUGUUCGGUCAAUUUAACCACUGCUGAGAAGCUACAGGAGCUUCUCUUGCACGAGCAUCGAUGGGUUAACUUAGAACCUCAUAGCCUGUGCGAGAUAGAACCCCCAAUAGACGAAAUCUAUGAAUUCGCAUGUUCAGUGAUUGGGACAGGACCGAGACGCUCUCCUAUGAGCCUAUUCUUUGCGGAGCUUCCUUCAGCGGUUAAUAGCACACCAUUAAGAACGUGGACACACCAAGAUCCCUCUUUGCUACUUCGCGAUUUUACAAUGGAUCCAAGUCAAGAUUUACUUGUUCUGCUAACAUACAGCAGCCGCAAUGCGAGCCCAGAAUUUGAAUGGAGUAUUCAUCUUCAUUCUUUAUCUACCAACAAGGCACAUAGCCGGGCAAAAAAUCCAAUACUUCCCAUGAAACUUAUGAUCAUGCCUGAGGAAUCAUUUCGGAUUCAAGUGUUUGGAGAGACUCUCGCGCUCCUAGAGCCAGACUUGACGUCACACAUCUUGACUGUCUGGGACUGGACGAGUGGCACGCUCUUACUGAAUUGGGAAAUUUCCGAUUCGCCCAUGCGUUGUCGCGACAUUCAGUUCCUCUCAGACGACACCGUCACUUUGCCAAUGCUUCCGUACAUCAAUGAGAACCUUCCGGCGAGGCUAGAUAUAUACACACUUGAUAAACAGGAACCUCCUUUGGAAAACGCAGAAAAAGGGAUAUUAGUCCCGUCCCUCUCAUGUAGCCUCCUUUUUCCCGGCAACGGCAUUAUUUCCCUGAGCCUGAAGCUUGGCAGCCGGCCCUAUGCGUCACUUCCCACAUUCAUCGUUAGCUGUGGUUCCUCUAAGCUAUUCAACCAUCAAGGAGAUCGAAUUGUUAUCCUGCAGUUGUUGACCAGGACGGAUGAGAAAAUCCACAAGUGUAGCCUUGCAAUUUAUGCUAGCCAGCUUCUAGCGUUUGCGCAAGCAUCUACAUUAAGGGAACGACCCCGUUAUUAUAUCUCUUGGUCAGAAUGGGCAGCCUAUACGACAAGCGUCCCGACGUCUCGGAGCAGAUUUGAUCCUUGUUCGGCAUAUGGGGACCGUUGCGUUAUCCUAGGAAGGACUCCAGAGGGCAUAUCCACAAUCAGGGUCUUUGACUUUCGCCCCUCCAGAUUCCGAAGGUUCCAACAUUCAUUAUCAGCGGUUUCAGUGGCUUCACGUAGCUGCCCAUGGCCGUCGCCACUCCGGUCUCAGGAUAAUCCAAAUGUGACCACCCGCUUGAUGGAGGCGAGGCCGGUUGCUGGGACACCAACAAUUUUCACCGAACUCGGAGCUGACGACACCGACGACGAACUUGAUGGAGAGAUAUCUCGGCGAGGCAGUUCUCCAUCCCAUUUGCCGUACACUGAACUGGAGCGCCAGUUAGGUGAAGCGCAACGUGUCCCACUGAGAGUCAUGAUAGACGAAGAGAAUGUAGUUAUCCUUUGGUUGUACUGCAGGAAUGGAAGAUACAGAUACGAAAUACUCAAUUUCUGAUUCAGCGUCCCAUGCUCACAAGUGGGGACCAGUACCAGUUAUCGAUCCUCCGGGUUCCAUGGGUUGUACUUAAAUAUAAAUGAAUCAUGGCUGG
Molecule: messenger RNA, 1926 nt
Organism: Cantharellus anzutake
Lineage: Eukaryota; Fungi; Basidiomycota; Agaricomycetes; Cantharellales; Hydnaceae
Exons: 6
Coding region: 162-1832 (556 amino acids)
Molecular function (GO): protein binding
Source: RefSeq, a predicted model, not a curated record